UGCUCCCUGGCACCGUGACCUCGAACAACAACAAGCCAGGAACGGCUGUUUGCUUGGAGUCGAUUGUUUGCCUGUUUGUUUUCGCUUGCCGGCAAUCUUGCUUGCAUCGUUUACUUAUCCAUCUCUCUUACCCAUGCAUCACCUGCUGGGAUAUGACCGACAGAAGCAUGAGAUGAGAUGAGGAUGCCACGCGCCGCCCAGACAGCACCGCUCAGUCCGUCCGAAAUCAACCAACACUGACUGACUGACUGCCAGACACAUAGGCCCGCCGUCUUUCACCUCAUUUCCCUUGACUUCUCCACCCCCUCUCUUCUGCUCUUCUUCACCCUCACCUCCCCCCCUCACCUACGAUAAUACCUAUACAUACCUACCUAAUAAUCCUCGAGUCGGUCGGUCCACUGCAGCAUGCCCAUCGCCCAGCCACCCGACGUCGUCAGUAAAGGAGCGCCUAUCGCGCACCAUUCGUCACUGUCGGCCCCGCCUCUGCGGUAGCCAGCUAAUCUUAAUAAUCUUUCCACCUCCUCCGCCAUGGCGACACCCGCGACCACCACCCGAAGCAGCAGUAACAGCAUUCCGCAGUGUUGCUGCGGUAGUACCGACUGCGCUUUCCUUGCCCACAACGGGAAACUAUUGGAAGGCUUGGAACGCGACGUGAGCAAGGCCGCUCAGUUGGGUCAAGCCCUCCUCAUACGGCAUGAAACCUACGUCGCGGAUUCAGAGCGCGAGCGCAAUCAGAUGCAAAAGGCAAUCGACGACCUCGAGAAGGAGAAGCUGCAGCUGGAGGAAAAGAAUGCCCAGACCAUAAAGGCAAACCGCGAUCUACUGGACGAACUCGAGCGCCUCAACGACGCUGUCGCCGCGUCCGAUGCCCACGUUCAGGCCCUUACUCAAACCCUGCACUCGACCGAAGAAGAGCUUCAACGGUUAAGCACCCUCGCCAACAAAACAUCGCUGCUCGAGCGCCAGUUGAUCGAUCUGGAAAGGGAGCAAAGUUUGAUCCAGUCCAGCCUGGAGUCCAAGACAGCCGACGAGCGUUCGGCAUUGCAAAGAUGGAAGCGGGCAGAACAGACGAUUGUGAAUCUCCAGGACCAGAUCGACAGAAUCGAAAAGGAAGCUCGUGAAGAGGCGGAGAGGCAUUUGGAGAUUGUGGCACGAAUGGAGCGCCGUAUGGUGGUGGAUGGGGAACUGGCGACGACAGCAGGCAGGUUCAGAGCCAAACAAGGCCAGGAAAAGGGGGGGUCUAGCGUUGUCUCGCAUUUCGUCAAGGACAUUUUAAUGGACAAUGCGAAUCUGCAGCACGGGAUCGUGGAACUACGCGAGAUGCUGCUCAACUCGAAUGAGGAAGUUGAACGAUUGCGAGACCAGCUUCGAGUCCACCAACCUCUUACCACGCCGCCAGCUAUCGAGGAAGGUGUGGAAACCCCAACUCUGCAGAAAGAACUUGGGCCGGAGAGUGUGUACAAUCAAGAGUUGCACAUACACCACCACUACCACGGACAAGCACCACCGAAAAGCACUCCCAGAUCUAAGCCGCAACGGCGUUCCCGCAACAAACGAUUCAGCAUCAAUCCAACAUAUUUCCCACCCAUUCAGCCGGAUGCCGGCGCACAAGCCGCCAUCAUGUCCCAAACUGCCGUCACUGUACCGACCAACAAUCGCUGGUCCAAUGCUACUACUCUUGCUCCUUCUCUACCUGGCUCUCCUGUCUCGGUAUCACAUCGCGACUCAAUAUACGAUCGUGUAUUCAGCGAUGUGCCCUACGACUCCUCGCGCCCCACAAGCCCCUCCGACUCUAUUGACCUACAGUCUCCCAUGUUCGCACCAACCUCGGAAAUCUUCGCCCAAGGCAGUGUGUAUCACAAACGCAAAAAGUCGCAUAGCCUACGACCGCCUACCUUAUCCACGAUCCGCAGCGCAAGCACACCGCUCUCUAUAACCGCAAAAAGCAGUCCCGCAACCGCCAUCAUCUCCGCCGUCAGUCCCGCAAACUCCCUUGCAAACGAUACCCUCAACCUCUCCCCAUCCGUGGCCGCGCAACCGGCAAUCCCAGAGGAAAACGACGAAGACAGCCUGCUAGCGAGUCCGAGUCCGAAUCCAAGUCCAAAUCCCCCAGACGAAGACCCCUACGACCUCAUCUCCCCCAUGAACCUCUCCCGCCCUCAAACCCUCCGCCGUGCCGCAUCCCACGAAUCGCUAAUCUCUAUCUCGGGAAUGGACAUUCACACCUUACAAUCCCGUCCCUCGCAGCUCCUUCUCUCCUCAUCCCCACGCUUCGCAACUCCAGGCGGCGCAUCCUCCAUCCAACCCGAACUCACGCCGUGGACCGCAACCGCAACCGCAGGCAUGAGUCGCGCGGGUAUGGAUAGCAGCACGUACAACCGUUCGCUCCUAUACUCUCGUCUCGCGUCUUCGAAACGCAACGCUGGUACCGGAAAUCCGCCGAACAGCGCGGACUCGACGCCUCGGAAUCUGCGUCAACCCUCCGCUGGUCUCACAACCAAGAUUGGAGGGUGGGUCAUGGGAAAAUGGGGCGCGGCUCCUACGCCUAGCACUACAAAUACAACCUCUGCUACAAAUUCCCCUGCAAUACCUGCGGCGGUCAUUAAUGAUAAUACGACACUUACCCCCACACCUCCAUCUACAUCUACCGAUGAUAACACCACACCAGCAUCAACGGUCAGAAUCACACAAUCGAAUCUAGCCACGCCUUCGCACUCUCCAUCCCCGAGAUUGCUGUCUCCGCAUAUAUCCCUGCAACGGCCGGAGUCUUCGGCCUCGGCACAAACGACUUCUACCGCCUCGACUUCGACCUCCACUCCUUCUUCUUCCUCGCAGAAAACCCCUGCAAAUAGUAAGAAGGAAAAAGAGAAGGAGAGGAUGCGACUCCGUCCUGCGGGCGUGAAUCAAAGCGGUCCCAUUUGGGGGUUCUUCGAUAUCCCCGAGACGCCGAGCAAAAUCGUUGUGACGGAGGAAGAUGUCGAUUUGGGCGCUUUGGGGGAUGCUUUGAAAGAGUCAUCGGUAGAGCAAGGGACGUGA
This is a messenger RNA of Periconia digitata, 3036 nucleotides long. NCBI's taxonomy places the organism in Eukaryota, Fungi, Ascomycota, Dothideomycetes, Pleosporales, Periconiaceae. The record is from the annotation of a GenBank genome assembly.